CAAGGUUCAGCCAUGGGAGUUUACACAGAGCAAGAAUGUUUUUAGGCGGACUCUAAGAGUAUCUUCAUGAAAUCAAGAAGAAAACGAAUUAUUAUAGUGACUAGGUAACCCUGAGUUCAUCAUGCGGCUGACAAGAAUUUUAUUGCAAGACAUCGCUAAGCUUAUUCAACGAUACAGUCGCUACCAACAGUCUUGUUUGUCGAUUGAGCAAUUCACUUCUUUUGGUGAGUACUAUUUCGAUAUCACUGAUCAAAGCUGUAAUUUUAUCCCUUGUAACUUGAACUAUUUAUUGUCAUCCUUUGUAAAGGAUCAGAACCAGCAACAAAAUAUAGUUCUUGCUUUGAAACUUACUUUGCAAAGACGCAUUUUUAGAGUCUUUUUAGCCGAUACGGUUGCUAACUCGAUCAUGUGUGUGAAUGCAAAAGAAGGCUUGAAUAUGCAAAUUGUAUCUCUGGAGAAAGAGGUUAUAUUCGUAAAAUAGUUUAUUGCGAAGAAAAAUCCUGAGUUUUGUUUAUCUUUUUUCUGUUGUUUUUAGUCAAUCCGAUCAUCGGAGUAACGUGAGGCGUUUCUACUCGCCGGCCGCGCGCUUUACCAAAGCGAUUUUCGCUGCGUGAUCAUUCGUUGACGCGAAAACUGUGAAUUUCCCGCGCCUGAAUUUUAUUCCAUCCUUGUGAGCCCCACAAGCUAAAAAAAAAUUAUAUAAUGUACACUAUCUUAAUAUUUUGCUUGUUGUUUCGAUUUUUACUGCAAAAACAAGGAGAAAGUUUGGUUUAUUUACGAUGGCUAGAAUUUCUGUUUUUAUUCUGACGUAGCAGGCAGCGCCCCCACAACGCCCCCGUGUUCCGUGACAACAUUUUGUUAUUUCAAACCGCGUCCGUUUUGGAAUAGUUUGGAGAUCAUAUGAUUGUCACAAGUUUUAUGUGAGUCUAUUCAGGAAGUGUUCAUCAUGUUGAAAAUCAUACCAUGUAUUCAUGUAGAACAUUUUAGUCAUUGGCAUCGAUUUCUUUUUUGUACAGCCAUCACGAGAAACAAACAGUCCAAAGCUAUUGUUCAGUAAAGAAUUCUAAUUAAAUUCUUUUUUUGUUUUGGCUUUGGUCUUCUUGGCAUGUAAACAUUAUUAAUAUUUAAAGCCAAACUUGCAUAGUGGUUCUGGCAAAACUUGUGUCUUUGUAACCCUCUGCAAAUCUUGUUUAUCUGAUGAAUUGAAGGAACUUUCAUUUAGCAGUAAUUUUGUUACAAAUAGUUAUGGUGAGGCCUGGGACUAUUAAAUUUUGUGAAAAAUCAUGAGUCCUAGUAAAAAAAAAAACAACAAAUCCGAAAUUGAAAACAUUUGGGCCUUUAUGUAACAAGACAGUUAAUCUGAAGACAGACUCCAAACUUUGUUUCUUCACAUACUGCAAUUUAAAUAAUAUGGUCCUUCUAUUUUAAUAAAAUCACUCUUAGAUCCACAGUCAGCUGAUGGUUACAACAAUUUUCUAUUUAUGAAGAAUUUGAAAAUACCGAGUAAAAUUCUCCUUUAAAAUUGAUGUGAAGGAAACUUUAUUUGUUGUUACUGAGAUACCAUAUUUAAUCUCUAAAGGUGUGAUUUUAUACUAAGCAUUCUCAGGGUGACAGUUAACGUUAUAUACUUGAUAGGUUUGUUUUUCCUAUCAAGAAAAAUUAAUUAGAGAUGAAUAUUAUGCAUGUAUAAUAAUGAAACUGUUGUAGGUGAUCAGAAAAUGUGAGAUCAAUAUAAGUAGUUGUAGUUAUGCUUGGUCAUAAAAUGGAAAUGGCAGUUAAGUGACUUAACAUUCUCUUAGUCUGGCAAAACUUUUACUUUAGAACCUCCUGAUAUCACACAAAGUACAAUACAGAUAAAAGAAAGUUUAUUUACUGCUUAUUGUGGGUAAACUUUAGUGUUAUUUUACGAAUGUAGUUAAGUCAAAUAUAAUGUUUAAAGUGAUAUUUAUAAGCACCUCAUAUACUGUAUUUCCUCGAAUAAUAGCUGGGGGUGAUUAUUCGAGGAAAGGCGAAUAUAUGAGGGAUAUUAUUUCAAAUAUUGCUCACUGUAAGUUGUGCCCUAAAUAUUUUGCUUUAUUUUCCCAUUAAAUCAAAAAAUAAUGACGGCUAAUAAACUGAACAGGGGCUUGUUAAGUACUCCAAGUUUAGUUCCUUGAUUAAUUUUCAAAGCUUGAAUCAUCACUGAUCAGUUUUGCUGAAUCUCAUUGUACUUCAACUUGACAAGGAGGGGAUAAAAGGAAGAGAAGAUGGCAAGAGGGGUGAUUGUUCAAGGGAGGCAAUUAUUUUAAGUAUUUCUGUCAAAGGGGGGCAAUUAUUCAAGGGAGGCGAUUAAUCAAGGGAUGGCUAUUAUUCGAGGAAAUGUGGUAUAUGUAGCCUCUUGAGUCCAUUCUAUUUUGAUCCUAUUCUACACAACAAAUUAGCUAGAAUUCAAACAAGAUAUAGCAUUUGCCAAUCACAAUCAUUACAGUGCUUUUUUCUUGUCAUUUCCAUGGUACUUUUAAGUAAGGUCUUUCUUUUUAAACUUUCUUUGCAGGCAAGACUGCAAAGCCAGUGGAAUCUUUUCAGUUUGGACGACAUGAAUUACCAGUGCGGCUUGCUCACAUCAUCCGUGAGAUUGAUCUGCUUCCCAAGAACCUGCUUAAAAUGCCAUCUGUUGAGUUGGUCAGAGGCUGGUAAGACCUUCUAGCAAUUUUAAUCAACAUGCUCAUUUUCAGUGAUAUUAAACAGCUAAUAUUACUGGAGGAAGUGUCAAAUUUAUCGGAAUUAAGCCUAUUCAAGAAAGUUUUAUAAAUAUGAGCUUACAUACCUAAGUAAACAGAUUCACACUUCCUAACAGUUAAAACAUUUCACUUCGUUUAUGACAAUCGGUCAACACCUUAACUCAAACGACCCUAAUUUGUGGUUCAAGAAAAUAUCCAUACCCCACCAUGGAGGGAAUUGGAAACUCUGAGGGGAUGGGAGGUCAGAGGAAAUUCCAGAGGGGAGGGGGUUGGACAAUGAAAAUCACUUUUCAAGGGGUUAAUUUUGACCUCAGUACAAACAUUGCUACUUACUGAUGUAAUUUAUAGCCAGUCAAGCACUUUAAUGCAGCCUUCUGUUUCAGAUGCAAAAUAUUAGCUUGCUAAGUUCAGGCAUGCACAGAAAGACUUUUGCUUUUCGUUUUCUCUCCUUCUCUCUUUUUUCACUUUUCUUGUCUCCUUUUUUUUCUUUUGCUGGGCAUGUAGUAGGCUUCAUUUUGUGGGAAAAGUUUUAAUUUGAUUAGAUGAAAGGAAAGAAGGGGGGAAUGGAGCAAGAUUUUCAUGGAAACUUUCAGGUCAAUGUUACAAGGUUUUUUGACUUUUUCUCUGGUGUCCUUGACUGAAUUGUGCUCAAUCUGGUGUGGUUGGAAAGGUCUCUUCACUCUGCACAAAUAAGUGGACAAAGUUGUCCUUGACCAUUAACACUGAUGAUGUCACGAGGGGCAGGAGGGACGAGGAUCUGGACAGGCAGUUACGGGUGGCUCAAGGGUGAAUUGGUUAAUGCCUAGAAUAUAAAUUUGGUCACUGUAAAAAUUCAUGUAUAAUCUUCACCUUUUUGCUAAAAUUUUAGGAUUAAAAUCAAGAUUGUGGCUUAUCUAUGAGCCAAUCUUCUGGCUAGUGUAAAUGUGCCAUGAGAAGCAAAGCGACUCAUACAUGUGAUUAUCUUCUUUGAGGGGAUAGGCAUUCGCUGUUUCACAAUGAUCUGUUCGAAAGCUUCAAAAAAUGACACGUUUCGUAAACUGUCUGUCCAACUUGCCAAACUUAUAAUACAAACGAUUGAUCAUUGUAGAUAAGUUUUAAUACAAACGUCACAAACGUUGUGGGAAAGUACAUCUAAAUAUAGACAAACGUAGAUGGGAAUGCAUUUAAAGAAUUACAACAUCCAAUUCCUUACCUAAAGUCUGAGUGUAAAACAUUGCUGACCUUAAAAAGUGGACUAAAAGUACAGGUAAAUGGAUAAGACUUUAAAAUGUGGAAAGAAAAAGACUGAUUGGAACCUUUUAAAACAACAAAAGCUGGAAAAAAUACUGAACCUGAUCCUUGUGAAGUAUUAUGUUAAAAGGCAUGUGACCAAAAGUCUGCUUGCAAAUUUCACUACACAAAGUAUGGUCAGUGAUCUUUUUGGGCAAAGAAGUUGAUUUGGAGACAAUUCUGGUUUAUAAUUAUUGUGAUUUCUAGCUCUUCAUCAAGCCUUAAUUUUUGUAAUUGGAAUAGAAGUUGUGUUUCUUGAAAAUAAUGCUUUUCCUUGAUUUGUUUCCAUCAUUUUCAUGUGUAGAAGGGGUGUCCAUUUGAAUUAAUUUUUCCAGAGGGUCAUACAAAACUCACAAUACUCAAACUAUUCUAACAUAUACUUACCGCAUCUUAUGUUGUGGCAGCAAACAAAUUAUUAAUAAAUAAAGGUCAUAAUCAUUUAAUAAUUAGAUGUUUUUCUUCAAUGGAACUAUGAACAUCGUUGUUCAUUUAGGUGUUCCCUCAGAAAUUUUAUUGGCAUCGAUGGGGGAGGUAUGGAUAUUUUCUGGCACGAUACACCACUGGCAUAAAUUAUGCAACCUAAAAGAUAGAAGAACAGUAUAGACCAUUUGCUUGUUUGCUUUGUUGCUUAUACCAGUUUAUAUUAUCAGGGUGCAAAGAAAGUUAUUUUACAACUUACCUGAAAUUUUUUUUUUCAUGAGCAUUGAUUUUAGUUCUUCUGUCGUUUCAAUAUUGCCAAAAACUUACUUCCCCGUGCAGGGCUCAAAGUUUAAAUUUGAGUUUGGGAGCACUUGUGCAACCAGAUGUAAAUUUUUAGGUGUACUGCCGAAAUUUUAGGUGCACAGCUGAAAAUUUUAGGAGCACAGUUUACAGUGUUAAGAGCAUCUAUUUCAAAACAAAAAGUAAAAAGCUUAACAGUGCCACGUAUAUAUGUCAUCAAGGAAAAAUUAAACAUACACAGAUGAAAGGAAAACAAUGUAACUUUAUUAUUUAGAACCUGGUUGUGUUAUUCCUACAUUACUUUUACUAUCAUUGCUUAAAGCUAUAUGUACUGUUUAACGUUGUACUAGUGCAAGUACGUAAGGAAGCAGGGAAGCAAGUCAAUCGCACUGGGGGUUUUAUGAAUGCACAGGUGCAAUUACACAUGAUGAGCAUGUUUCAGUCCAGGAGACCAACAAUAAAGUAUGAAAGACCAUGGAAGUUAAACCCAAAAAUGCCAAUGAAAAUCCUGUUCCACUACCCACCUGCACUACCUUCCAUUUAAUCCUGUUAUCCUAAAAACUUUCCCAGAAUCGUUUUGUAACGAAAUGAAGCCUAGUAAAUACCCGGUAAAAGAAAGAAUUGGGGACGUAAGAAAACGGAUAGAAGAGUGAAGGAGAGGAAGUGGAAGGUGAAAGGCGAGUCCAAAAACUAUAUAGAAAUUUUGCUUUGUAUGCAUGCCUGAACUUCGGAAGCUAAUAUUUUGCAUCUGGAUCAGAGGGCCGCAUUUAAGUGUUUGACCCAUAAAAUGAUAAAUUGGAUUUGGGGCAAUUUUGGUUCUUUAUAGCCAGACAGUGACCAGAAGACUGUUGGUUCAACUAGCUUUUGGCAAAAUUCCCAGGGCAAAUUGUUUAAAACUCAUUGUAAGUUCAUGUCAUUAACUUGUCUUCCAGGUAUGUCCAAAGUUUUAGUGAACUUAUAGAGUUUCAAGAUGAAGAAGAAACAGAUGAAGUUACAAACAGGUAAUUACUUUUCCUUUGAAGUUUGCAGUCUCAGUUGAUUUGAUCCUAAUAAUCUGAUGAGGCUUGUGUUUUGUAACAUAAAUACCAUGUGAGUUGCAUCAGUUGAUUUUUUACCUAAUGAUCCAAUGUGACCGUGUUAAGGCUUCAAGCAACAGUUGGUCAUCAGAAAUUUGUUUCGUAAAUGUACAGUAUUAUUUUAACGGGCAAAAUUUUAUUUGGGUCUGCGACUCAAACGUGGCACUUUUGAUAGAAGCUGAUAUUUUUUUAACUUUGUUUGUUCUUGUGGUGUAAUGCUGGGCCCAGUUGUUCGAAGGCUGAUUAGCCCUUAAGCCGGGGUUAAAUUUAACCCGGGUUUCUCUUUCUUGUGUUCAAAAGCAUUUUCUCGGAUAAUUUUUCCUGUACUUUUAUUGGGGUAAAAACACACAGAGAACAUUGGAAAUGAUUAGUAUCAUUUCUUAUCAAUAGCUAAAAAAAAAAUGACGUUAGUAAAGAAUUCAUAAUGCGCAGUUCUUGUUUUCUACUGUUGCAGCAACAACAAUUUUUGUAAACAUACUGGUUCAGCCAAUUAAAGUAGUGAGUUUCUUUUUUCAUUAAAUUCUUAACUUUGCUUUUUCACUGGGAAAUUAUUGUAGUCUUUGAGUGUUGUUUGUCAAACAAUACAAAGCUAUGAUUGCUUAUUGUGCAAAAAUUUUGUACUUAAAGGUCUUGUAAAAAUAAUUCAGUUGGACUUUUGUACAAUGGCUUUGCAACAGGCAUUACCUUCCUUCCUAUUUUGCACACACUGCAUUUUUGUGCACCUAAAUUUCCCCUUAGCUUUCAAAUACUUGGCAUGCAGCCCACAUGUACCUGUCAUUUUCUUAUUCCUUCAGAUUUACUCAAAGUUUAAAGUACAUCAAACAGCGUCAUGACAAUGUGGUUGAAACCAUGGCUCAGGUGAAUGAGUAAUCAUUAUUGUAUUGUGGCAAUAGUAAAUUUCAGCUUUUUUAUUUGAUUUUAAGUUAAAUUAAAUUUGUUAUACUUAUUUAGGGAAUAAUGGAACUGCGUCAGCGUGAAGGAGAUGAUGCUUUUCAUCCUUCAAUAGAAUACUUUUUAGGUAGGUAAUGUUAUUAAAUAUUUUCAAGCAUUUUUAACGACAUGUCAGUACAUUUUUAAUUAUGACUUUUUCAGUCUCUGAAGUCACCUUGUAUACAAAGGGAGACAACAAGGCCCAUUAGUCAGGGCAUCAGACUUGCAAUCCAGAAUUUUAUUCUCAUUCUGACCAUUAGCUGGAUUUGUUCCAAGUUCAAAUCUUUUGUCAUGCUUGUUAGUAGGAAACUGGUUGCCUACAAGCAAUAGGCCUCUUUCAAAAAUAUCAUAAUUCUCUUUGUUGUCCCUCCAUAAUUUUGCAUAAGAAUUGUUUUCAAUUUCUCUUUUGACUUACAAUAAUUAAUGCCCCAAGAGAAGUUGAAAACAAUGCUGAUGCAAAAUUUUGGAGAGACAACAAAGAGUCUUAUGGACUUUUUGUAAAAGGUCUAUUUACAUGUAACUGACACUUUUCUCCAGUGAUAAAAAUGUUUGUCAUUUGUUUUAAGGUAUUCAAGUGGAGCCAUUUAACUAGCUAGACAACUAAGUGCACUUCUAUCAUAGAUGGGGGAUUUACACAGUACCUGUUUGUUUUUCUUCUCAGUUUUCAUGUGUUCUAACGUUUUACUUGUUAUGAAUGCUUUUUCUUUUAACAGAUCGCUUUUACAUGAAUCGUAUUAGUAUUCGAAUGUUAAUUACUCAACACCGUAAGUAUCUAUCAGUAAUUUUUAUCAGAUCUAAAUUGUUAAUUUAAAUUACCUAUCAGUAAAUGCAUUUCACUGCCACAUAAAUCUGGUUGAUGUUAAAGUAACCAAAACAUGUUGACACAACAGUAAUUCAACUACUUAUGAUUUGUUAUGACCAACAACAAUCUGGAACUGACACUGAGAGAGUACUCUGACACCAAGCUGCAGAAUUUUCUUUUGGAAACAGUGAAGUUUGUCUCACUCGACACUUAUCUCCUUGUUUCUCAUAUCUCAGCAGUAUUGCCACUUACUACUUUGCACUUGUGUGGAACAUUUGAUAUCACCCUGAAGAAUAUUAACAGACUGCAGGCCGUUUACAGUCUGUGAAAUUCAGGGGACCUAGCACUGUAGUUUUCUGCAAAAGCCACAAUUUUCCCAGUCAGUUAAAGGCAAAAGUAAAGCAGAAGGGGCCAUGAGGCCCUGAUAUGUCUCAGCCCUGGGGUGGCAAUUUACUUCACAUAUAUUUAGCAGUGAUGUGGUAAAAGAAACACUAAACGUACUUCACUAUUAUUCAAGCUACCUCUUUUACUCAACUGUACCUUCAAGAAUACCCCAUGUCUUUGUUUUACAGAGUAAGUUGAGCUGGUGGUAAGCUUUUGUCAGUGUAAUAAUAGCCAGCAGUCGGCUCUUAACCUCAUCCCUAAUUUAUGGUUUUGCAAUUUAUUUGGUAUGCUAUGUAGAGACUGAACUUACAAUACCACUCGAAAGUAAGUUACCUGCAGUCUCGUUUUGUGCAAGACGAGCUUCUCAUCUGGAGGGGCGAGAGUCUCAUUUCGUGAGAAUCACUGAAGCGGUAAUGUUGGAUGAAAUUUCGAGAGGAGCUCAAUAUCUUCACUACUGAGCAAUCAAAUGACACUUUUGUCAAAGUACUGUCACGACUAAGCUUGAACCCUCAGCAAAGUUUUUAGUAGUUCAGGAUUCUCUUUCAACAGACAAUUUAAGGUAGUUCAAAAUAUCCAAAGUCAGCAAAAAUCUGAGCAAACAAAAAUUGAAUGUGUUUUAAGUUGAAGUUGUUGUCUGUUCCCAACUCUCUUAGUCUAUUUUUGUUCCCUAGCACAUGAACGAAAGUCUACAGAAAAUAAAUAGCGAUUUUGUUCUUUUUCUGAAUUUUGCUAUCCAGAAUUGUUGACAGUUGGUUCUGUGGAAAGUUUUUGUUAUUUCCAAAUGCAAUAGAAGAUUAUGGCAACUAUUUCCUCACCCCUGGGCCCCUCCCCUGGAUCUGCUACUGUGUUCUGUCACUUCAUUCACUUGGAAACCCCUAGAAUGAUGGGUAAAAACAUUGUUGCUGCAUUCAUUUUUGUCUUAUUUUAUCCUAACAAAUCCAAUAGAAAGAUUGACGGUUCCAUAAAUAAAUUGACAGAACAGCAUAAAAAAUUCUCGGAUCUUUUGUCCUUUGCUAGAAAAUACAUGCUGAAAUACAGUAUUUGCUGUCAUUCACAUGGUCGUGCAACUUGGUUGAUUUCUCAUUGUUUACAAUGAUUCCAAAGAUGCUUGAUACUUGCAGUUCUUCAACCCUCUCAAGAGUUUCAACUUGAGAGACGAGAUUUUUGUCUCGCAAGACAAGACUCUUGUCUUGCAUGAGGGUGGCAACUUACUUUUGAGCGGCACUAUAAUGUGGAAUUGGCAAAUGCUAAAUAAUUUUCCACAAGGGUUUUGUUUCUAAAAUAACAGUUUUUUGUUUUCUUUCUGUUUACCAGUGCUGUUAUUUGGACAGGAUGCUAGAAGUUCUAAGAGUAAUUUUGUGGGUUGUUUUGACCCGACCUGCCAUGUUGUGUCUGUUGUUGAAGGUGCUGUACAUUAAUGUGAUAUUUUGUUUAUUUAUAGGGAUAAUAAUUAAGAAUAAUCUGAAUUGAAUAGUCAGAAAUUAAGUCAAUGUUCAAAAUUCUUGCUGUCGUACUGCCCUGUAAUCUUGCAGUCAUUAAAUCAUUACAAAUAUAAUGAACAAUAAUCAAUUCAUUACGACAAUAUCUCAAUUUAAUAUUUUUUUUUAAUCACCAAUAUACAGUAGAACCUCCACAUUAUGAUGGACCAAGGGUUUGACAAAAUAUGUUUGCCAAAACAAGGUUUCGUUAUAUUGAGGUUCUUUUCUAUAUAUUUACAAGAAAUUACUGGGGUAAAAAAAUCGUUCAUUAUACUGAGAACUUUGUUUCAUGGAGGUUUGUUUUAUUGGGGUUCCACUGUAUCUGGAGUAAACAAUAUGAUGUUGAUAAUUUGAUCAAAGGUAUCCAAAUUCAUGUACCAGUGAUUAUUGCAAUACAGUAUGCAUAAUAAUGAUGUAAUAAAUACUUUAUGACUGGUUUUGAGGGAAACAUUGAGAUUUAAGUGAUUUGGUAUAUAGCUGGAAAUUCUUUUAAUCUCAUUGUAAUGGCAGUUGUCCGUCAACAUUCAAGUACAAGUAACAGUGCACUGUUACUUUCUUACAUCAUAGAUUUUGCAUUGAUGCCUGCUCAGAGAUUUUGGUGCGAAAUGGGUUCAUUGUUGGAUUUCAUGUGACCUUGAAGUAACUUUAUGAGAGCGCACGCUGUUGGGAAAAAAUGUCCAGCCAUUAGAAAAUCCACAAGAUUAGAUUGAAUUAACUCAUUUUUACUAUUGUUUCGUUUGUUCUCAGAUGCUAUCAACAAUGCUGCUUACCUCUGUGAGCAAAACUACAUGGCCUCUCCAUCGGUAGAAAUUUCUCAAGUGAAUGGUACGUUUUUAGAUUUCUGGUCCUUUGAGAUUGUUAUUCCUUCAGAUUUACUCAAAGUUUAAAGUACAUCAAACAGCGUCAUGACAAUGUGGUUGAAACCAUGGCUCAGGUGAAUGAGUAAUCAUUAUUGUAUUGUGGCAAUAGUAAAUUUCAGCUUUUUUAUUUGGCCUUAAGUUAAAUUAAAUUUGUUAUACUUAUUUAGGGAAUAAUGGAACUGCGUCAGCGUGAAGGAGAUGAUGCUUUUCAUCCUUCAAUAGAAUACUUUUUAGGUAGGUAAUGUUAUGAAAUAUUUUCAAGCAUUUUUAACGACAUGUCAGUACAUUUUUAAUUAUGACUUUUUCAGUCUUUUAAGUCACCUUGUAUACAAAGGGAGACAACAAGGCCCAGUAGUCAGGGCAUCAGACUUGCAAUCCAGGAUUUUAUUCUCAUUCUGACCAUUAGCUGAAUUUGUUCGAAGUUCAAAUCUUUUGUCAUGCUUGUUAGUAGCAAACUGGUUGCCUACUGGCAAUAGGCCUCUUUCAAAAAUAUCAUAAUACUCUUUGUUGUCCCUCCAUAAUGUUGCAUAAGAAUUGUUUUCAAUUUCUCUUUUGACUUACAAUAAUUAUUGCCUCAAGAGAACUUGAAAACAAUGCUGAUGCAAAAUUUUGGAGAGACAACAAAGAGUAUUAUGGACUUUUUGAAAAAGGUCUAUUUACAUGUAACUGACACUUUUAUCCAGUGAUAAAAAUGUUUGUCAUUAAUUUUGUUUUAAGGUAUUCAAGUGGAGCCAUUUAACUAACUAGACAACUAAGUGCACUUCUAUUAUAGAUGGGGGAUUUACACAGUACCUGUUCGUUUUUCUUCUCAGUUUUCAUGUGUUCUAACGUUUUACUUGUUAUGAAUGCUUUUUCUUUUAACAGAUCGCUUUUACAUGAAUCGUAUUAGUAUUCGAAUGUUAAUUACUCAACACCGUAAGUAUCUAUGAGUAAUUUUUAUCAGAUCUAAAUUGUUAAUUUAAAUUACCUAUCAGUAAAUGCAUUUCACUGCCACAUAAAUCUGGUUGAUGUUAAAGUAACCAAAACAUGUUGACACAACAGUAAUUCAACUACUUGUGAUUUGUUAUGACCAACAACAAUCUGGAACUGACACUGAGUGAGUACUCUGACACCAAGCUGCAGAAUUUUCUUUUGGAAACAGUGAAGUUUGUCUCACUCAACAGUUAUCUCCUUGUUUCUCAUGUCUCAGCAGUAUUGCCACUAACUACUUUGCACUUGUGUGGAACAUUUGAUAUCACCCUGAAGACAAUUAACAGACUGAAGGCCGUUUACAGUCUGUGAAAUUCAGGGGACCUAGCACUGUAGUUUUCUGCAAAAGCUACAGUUUUCCCAGUCAGUUAAAGGCAAAAGUAAAGCAGAAGGGGCCAUGAGGCCCUGAUAUGUCUCAGCCCUGGAGUGGCAAUUUACUUCACAUAUAUUUAGCAGUGAUGUUGUAAAAGAAAAACUAAACGUUCUUCACUAUUAUUCAAGCUACCUUUUUUACUCAACUGCACCUUCAAAAAUACCCCAUGUCUUUGUUUUACAGAUUAAGUUGAGCUGUUGGUAAGCUUUUGUCAGUGUAAUAAUAGCCAGCAGUCGGCUCUGAUCCAAACUGAGAUGCUUGAUACUUGCAUUUCUUCAACCCUCUCGAGAGUUUCAACUUGAGAGAGGAGUUUUGCAUGAGGGUGGCAACUUACUUUUGAGCGGUACUAUAAUGUGGAAUUGGCAAAUGCUAAAUAAUUUUCCACAAGGGUUUUGUUUCUAAAAUAACGGGUUUUUUGUUUUCUUUCUGUUUACCAGUGCUGUUAUUUGGACAGGAUGCUAGAAGUUCUAAGAGUAAUUUUGUUGGUUGUUUUGACCCAAACUGCCAUGUUGUGUCUGUUGUUGAAGGUGCUGUACAUUAAUGUGAUCUUUUGUUUAUUUAUAGGGAUAAUAAUUAAGAAUAUUCUGAAUUGAAUAGUCAGAAAUUAAGUCUAUAUUCAAAAUUCUUGCUGUCGUACUGCCCUGUUAUCUUGCGGUCAUUAAAUCUAAAUAUCUCAAUUUAAUCUUUUUUUUAAUCAGCAAUAUAAGAUAGAACCUCAACAUAACGAUGCACCAAGGGUUUGACAAAAUAUGUUUGCCAAAACAAUGUUUCGUUUUAUUGAAGUUCUUUUCUAUACAUUUUUACAAGAAAUUACUGGGGUAAAAAAAUUGUUCAUUAUACCGAGAACUUUGUUCCAUGGAGGUUUGUUUUAUUGGGGUUCCACUGUAUCUGGAGUAAACAAUAUGAUGUUGAUAAUUUGAUCAAAGGUAUCCAAAUUCAUGUCCCAGUGAUUAUUGCAAUACAGUACGCAUAAUAAUGAUGUAAUAAACACUUUGUGACUGGUUCUGAGGGAAACAUUGAGAUUUGAGUGAUUUGGUAUAUAGCUGGAAAUUCUUUUAAUCUCGUUGUAAUGGCAGUUGUCCGUCAACAUUCACAAGUAACAGUGCACUGUUACUUUCUUACAUCAUAGAUUUUGCAUUGUUGCCUGCUCAGAGAUUUUGGUGGGAAAUGGGUUCAUUGUUGGAUUUCAUGUGACCUUGAAGUAACUUUAUGAGAGCGCAUGCUGUUGGGAAAAAAUGUCCAGCCAUUAGAAAAUCCACAAGAUUAGAUUCAAUAAGCUCAUUUUUACUGUUGUUUCGUUUGUUCUCAGAUGCUAUCAACAAUGCUGCUUACCUCUGUGAGCAAAACUACAUGGCCUCUCCAUCGGUAGAAAUUUCUCAAGUGAAUGGUACGUUUUUAGAUUUCUGGUCCUUUGAGAUUGUUCAAAAGUCUAAUAGCGCUAUCCACCAGAUAAAUCACUUUCCACAAAUGAGAGGAAACUCUCAUUGCAUUUCAUGAUAGGUAGCAUUUUACCCUAUGAACAACUUAAAGUCUGUCUUUUAAACAACUGGGUCCUGUUUAGUGUCAGAUGUUGAGAAAACCAAUGUGGCUAAAACGAACACGAGGCCUGGUUAGCCAGCUGUCUCUCAUUGGGGCUAUGCAGGGGUACCCUAAUCACAUUGCAGGGGCUCAUGUGUCUUUUUACAGUUUUCUCUUGUGGAAUAGCCUGUCUGCUUGUGCAUCGUUGCCUGUCAUGGCUCAUACUUGCAAAGUAACUUUUCUGCUGCCUGCUUACUGAACUUGGACUUGCCACAAAUUGACCUCUGACACAAGUUUCACAGCAGAAAAGCUGUAAAGUGAGCUGAACGAGCUUUUUAGGUCGCAAGGUAGCCGAGCCAGCUAGAGACAAAAUCGCGAGAAGUCUUUGUGCCGCGAGCCAAAUUUGAAAUACGACGAAAGACUUCUUCAAAAGUCUAGCAUAUCCUUGAGAAUGUAAACAACAAAUCUUCAUCAGUGGUGUGGACCGGAAGGAAAUCUUGUAACAUCAAUAUGACAGUUCUGUUGUCUUUUUAAGAUGACGCGUGCGCAUAAUCGGGACACUGUUCCCUUUAAACCAUGACAAAGCCAUUUCAUGAUAUACAGUUAAAAGAAACUUCGGAGCUCAGUUGCAUGACCUAUCCCACAUGUAUUUUUAGCACAGUUAUUGUAAUUACAAACCACUGUUGUUAACUUGGUGCGCCAUUCACCUUGUCCAUGUUAGGCAAGGAUUAAAUUAAUGUUUUCUUCUCUAAAAUCAUCUUUAACCGAGUCAAUGCACAAAACCUUUUCUUUUUAUUUUUUCAUGUAUCCUCAUAAUAAACAUUACAAAGUUGCAGUGUACUAAUUUUAUUAUACUUUCUUUGUGCAGCUUAUGAUCCAAAGAAACCUGUUCAAGUGGCCUAUGUUCCUGGCCAUUUGUAUCACAUGCUCUUUGAAUUACUUAAGGUAUGUGACUGCACGUUGAACCUAUGGACAGCACUUUUUCUCACUCGAGUUGAUCACACUAAUGUUUAACAGGGGUUGCUACAUUUUUCUAAUUUUUGUCAAGAAAUGAACUUUUGUAUCUGAGAAAGACAUGAUGCAAGUCACCAAACAAAGUCUAUGCUAUGAUUAUCCACCUUGUCUGUUUAUUGCUGAAAAAAUUUCUUUGAUCAGUUUAGCAUCAAGUCUGCAUUACAUUAACCUUUUAAUAGUUACUGGAAAAUCUUGCAGUCAUUGCAGCCUCCAUUCCUUUCCCUAAAGAUUUGUUGACCAGACUGUGUUUUGUCUUUUCUAUAUCAAAAAUGCCACAUACAAGUUACUUCGUAUAACCACAAUAACGACAUUAUUCUCUGUCUUUAAGAAUGCCAUGCGAGCAGUUGUUGAACAGCAUGGGAGCAGUAUAGACAUUCCUCCUUUGAAAAUAUUAAUAACCAAAGGGAAACAGGAUCUAACAAUCAAGGUGAGUGGAACAUGUGUCAAGUACGAUCCAAAGUAUUAUGUGUUUUUCUUUUUGUCAAGUUAUACUAAUAGCCAAUUAUUAGGCCUGUAAAGAUUGAAAAAGUCAGAAAAAAUCAAACUCAGACUAUCUGAGUUCUGGCAAUACUGUCAUCACAGGCUUAUUUUUGCCAGCCAUAUUGAUGACUUUGCUAACUAAUUACAUUUCUUUAGAUUUCUGACCAGGGCGGUGGAAUAGCCAAAAGUGAAAUAGAUCAAGUGUUUGAGUAUCACUAUACAUCAGCUCCUGAGCCACUGACAACUGGUGCUGCAGCCCCCAUGGUGAGAGUUUUUUCCCUUUUAUACAUAUACAUGAAAAAUUUGGCUACGAUCAGCAAAAAAAAUAAUUGAGACACUGCCCUGAAGGUCAUUUGUGAUGUUUCACUAACUUCAAAAGGGCAGGGCUCGUAUAGUUCGUUUGAAAAAGUCUUGAACAACAAGUGCUUUUAUAACUGAAACCUUUUUUUCGUUUUGGUUAAAUCUUAUUCAGUCUUGCCUAUAUAUUUACAGCACACCAGGAAAAAAGCUUUGUUGCUGGAUUAUUUAAGGUCUCUAUUGAUCACACCUAUUUGUUAACCUUGAGUCUGGAAAAAGAAACCCUUGUUUUGGAAAUAAGUUUGGAAAAAGUCUUGAAUUUUGGAUCCAACAAUCUCCACGAACCCUCAAAUGGAGAAUGAAGCAUUCCUUCCCCUGAGCCUGUAGGAAACAACAAGCGCCCAAACUUUGCAGGGCUGAGCUCUGGCAGUGCCUGGUGGCCCCUGGCAUUCAACUGUUGCUCUUAGCCAACUAGAAAAUCUCAUUUCUUUCAUAUAAAUCACAUGCUGGACAUCCUUAAGAGCACUGGGCUUCCCCCAAUUUUCCUUAGAGCACAGCGUUGCUUUGAAUGGAGGGUGGUUGGGAGGGGUGUAGAUUGCUUUGUUCUCCAAAGUUUCCCCAUUAAAGGACAGUGUCUGUAUGUAAUCUUACUGCGUAGAGUGGUUGCUAGUCGAUAACUGGUUCAUCCUCUGUACAAAUUAAUCAUUAUAAAAUGAGAUCCAGGCAACAGAGCUCGAACCGUAGUAACUUCCAAAAAGUGAAUGAAGUCCUCAGUAGUUGCCAGUUCUGUCCGUCAACACAAAAUAAAAUCCCCUCAACAAAAUACAGCUGCAUACAGUUUGAUGUUCCAUCUUCCACUCCUGUUUAAAAAUCAUGAAUUUACUGUUUUAAAUAGUGUACUCAAAAGUCUUGUAAAUCACACACAGAAAUAUGUAGUUCUGAAGUAAUAAAUUAACGAUUAUUAUCCGAAUCAGUUUUACACUUGGAUUGUACGUUUAUUCUCCAGGCUGGUUAUGGAUAUGGUUUGCCAUUAUCGAGAUUGUAUGCUAGAUACUUUGAUGGAGACCUUCAGCUUUAUUCCAUGGAAGGAUUUGGAACUGAUGCUGUGAUCUGGUUGAAGGUAACUUUUUUUUUCCUGUAACUUCACUUGACAACCUCGUUCCCAGGGUUCUCUCCUACCCGCCCCCAUGGAGCGUUCUCUCUCGCUCCAUGGGGGUGGGUAGGAGAGAACCCUGGGAACGAGGUUGUUCACUUGAAUGAUCCUGCCAUAGGAUUUCAUAUCAAUACUGAAACAUGAGAACAGCAUUUCAGUAGGUCUAAGUUCAAUAAUAAAAGAAUUGAAGUUAUUUGAAGUCCUGAAUAGGAUAUUUACUAUCUUAUUAUCCAAAAGGAAAGGACGAAACUGGUCCCAUUGGGUUUAAAUACAAUGUGUUUUAAAGUAAUGUUGUUGGUGGAAAAUUCUUGGUAUGUGAACAAGAUCUUGACUGUGGCACUGACCCCACCUUCAGGUUUAGAUUUUGCUUGUAGACUAAGACUUACAAAGUUUAUGGCUUAGUACCCCUGACAGAACAAGAUUAUGGAGCCGAGGAUUGGCAAUUUGCUGCAUUUGAAUCUCUGCUCGGCUGAGGCGCUAUGGGGGUUCCCAGUGGUGCCAACAGUCCACCUCCAUGCGCUUCCAAACUUUGCAGUCCUGUGCCACAGUACGAAUUUCCUGUAGCCUGCGAGCAAGCUCUCCUAUUUGGGCGAGCCAGAACACGCGAGCGAGGGGUCGAGGAAAGGAGAGCUUGCAACGAUCUCUCAAAAAUUUUUAUUUCCACCCCGGAAACCCCGGGACUCUGCAAAGCGUGAAAACUGUCACCGCAAACGUGCCGCAGAUUAGAAAGUUGACAACCGCCUGUCAAGUUUAGACAGCCGAGGGCACGUAGAAUUAUUUAUUUAUAAAUCGCUUUUGCAACAGCAUCAAAGCCACGGGGACAUCGAACUUCAACGUGUCCGCUCGGAUGAGAACUUAAUACUUUGAUUCUCGUUUCGUUUACUUUUGAAAAGUCGUCCGUACUGCAGCAGGCUAAGACGAAGGGAAAUACCGUUGGCUGGAAAAAGACGUUCCGGAAAACAAAGUUGAUAGAUAACAGGCCAAGCUGGCGCCCUCUUCGUCUUUUUGACAAGUUUGGUUCUCAAGGGGAUCAGAUUGGUGCCAAGAACGUUUUUCAGCCCUCAAAGCAGACGAGGGGGCUCGUUUGAUUUAGUCCUCGCAAAGAGAAUAUUGCGAGCCAAGGAUAAGUCGGACCGAGCUUGUAGUUCUUGUGGAAGGAAAAUGAAAACCCUUCAUUAGUUGUAUUCGUUUGUGUCAAGCGCCUUGUUUAGUUCUGAAAACGAGAAGAGUGAGAGUGAAGAGAGAUUCAAGCGCCCGGCUCAAGCGCUGCCUUCCAAAGUCGGUUUCUUCGCCCGAUUGAAUUCCACUGGGUAGAAAACAUUCAGAAACGUGUACUUGACAGUGUAGCUGUGUAGCUUGACCGUAAAGAAGGACAAAAGAAAGAGUUGGUAGCAACUGGAGUAUAACUUAAGAGAACCAAGUUCAGGAAAACGCUACUCUCCAGUGCCGGAAAGGACAAACAUAUAAUGUUUUGUUGGUUAUUGCGACGGGGAGUCGGUCUUCUACACUGCUGCACUGCAGUACCAGGCCUGGCCUGCGAGCAAGCUCUCCUAUUUGGGCGAGUGAAGCGAGUCUCGCGAGAACGCGCGAGCGAGCGGCGAAGCCGCGAGGGGCCCCUCGCUCGCGCGUUCUAGCGAGGCUCACUUCGCUUACCCAAAUAGGAGAGCUUGCUCGCAGGCUACCUUCGUCUGAGCGAAGUACAAAUGAAAAUUUAUGAGAGAUCGUUGCAAGCUCUCCUUUCCUCUGCCCCUCGCGGCUUCGCCGCUCACUCGCGCGUUCUCGCGAGACUCGCAUCGCUCCAAGGAAGGGGGGAUUUUCUGAAUUGAUUAGCUUUUCAGCACUCUCGUGGAAUGGAAUUUUGCGUCCUUCAGGUCUUGGUUUACCAUGUGUCGGGAAAGAGUAGAAGUGUCCACAAAUUGAAAAAAACUGGCAUCUUUCACGAAAGUGUUUCUUUCGGCUUCAGAGACAUCUUGGAAUUCGUUGUUGUUGUUGUUGUUUUGCUAUAAUUACACAAUUAUUUGUGAAGCCGUGCUUUUAUAAUUUUAUCUACACCAUGUAGUGUACUGUGGGGUCAUGCAUGGCUUACUACAUUUAAUAAAUAUUUGUUGGAUGAAGUUGAGACUCGUGUUAUCGCCGAGGCUGAAGCUGAUAUAAGGCUGGUAACACUUACCAGGACCUAAACUGUAGGCUGUUAACCAGUGAGAAGACAGAUUCUGAGUAUUGUGCGAUAACGGAGCUUUUAAACAAUUUGCAUGACAAUUAUGUCUUUUAGGCAUUAUCUGAAGAGGCAAGUGAAGUUCUCCCUCUAUACAAUACAAGAACACCCAAGAACUAUGAAGAAGUAAGAUUAUCUGCUCAGCACUGUCGAGACUGGAGUUCCUCUAAAUUCUAUGGCCAUGGACACAAAUUUCUAUCAACAUAUCACGGCAGAAUGAGAGCAAGAAGAUUGCAUCACAGUAGGAAAACUGACUCUUCAUAAAGUGGUCUUGGACACUGUCUCACCUGGAUAUUUUACGUGAUGUUUUCUUAUUCAAAAUUAAAAGAAACAUUUACAAAUAUAUCACAAUUUGCGAUGGGAUGUGGAACGCUGCACUGACAUACGUUUAUUUAUUUUGUUACAAGAUCAACUACAACCUUUGAUUUAACAACCAUUGAGUGUUUUUUGACUUGUUGUAAAAAGUAUUUGAUCAUUCGGCACAUGCAACGUAAUUAGAAUUUAGAAUUAUAAGAUAUUUUUAUAUUUCUUCCUUAAGUGGGCAAACUAAUUACAAAACAAAAUAUGAGUUGUAAAUUUUGAUUAGACUUUGAUCUGAAAUGCUUAAUGUACCUAGUAAGGGGGAACCGUUUUACAUGUACAAAAACAAUACGAUUAAUGAAAGGAAGGUAAUGCUAACACACAGUGGGUCGUAUUUAAGCAAUUGAAUUGCUGUACAGACUGUACUCAAUGUACAUGCUUAUUCUAGGUAAAUACAAUAAUGUUCAAUAGCUAUUUUACAUUCCAAGAUUUACUUGGAAAUAGAUCAAGAUCGAUGUAAGUCUCAAGAUUGUUUAAGUUGUUGAACAAAUAAGCAAGAUACAAAAGGUAUUUUCUUGACCAAGUAUUUAUCUCACGUCGAGAAAAGUAAUAUUGACAGCUGUUAGUAGUGUAGGGUGUCAGUCUUCUUUAUGUUGACACGUAGGGAAAAAUAAUUUUUAUCACAUGUGCUUAUUUUAUUGGGCACCUAAAGAUCAGGUUAAAUGUGAUCGAAACGUAUAUGGUCUUAAUGCAUUAAGGGGGCCGCUCUAGUUGUUGUGGUGGUCUUCAGUUAUUUGUCCACAGAGGAAGAACAAAUCUGAAACGUUUUAUCAAUAAAACAUGUCGCUUGAUAAGAAGU
Porites evermanni is the source of this 19417-nucleotide messenger RNA. The record is from the annotation of a GenBank genome assembly. NCBI's taxonomy places the organism in Eukaryota, Metazoa, Cnidaria, Anthozoa, Scleractinia, Poritidae.